Mauremys mutica (yellowpond turtle) is the source of this 2004-nucleotide messenger RNA. RefSeq names its product transmembrane protein 255B (gene TMEM255B). Lineage: Eukaryota; Metazoa; Chordata; Testudines; Geoemydidae. The transcript is spliced from 11 exons. The coding region runs from base 55 to 1170 and encodes 371 amino acids. The record is from RefSeq and is a predicted model, not a curated record.
UCGCCGGCGGCUGGCUCGGUGCCGGUGGGGGGAAAGCAGCCGGGAGCAAAGAGGAUGCAGCCGCCUCCUCCCGCCACGCCGGUGCCGGCUCCUUUAGCCGUGUUGGAUCCCACAGGACAGUUUGCAAAACGAAAGAAGACUUCUCUCUGGUUCACAGUUUCUCUGCUGGUAGUGUCUGUGUUCAUACUGACCAUAGGACUUGCAGCUACCACAAGAACAGAAAAUGUUACCGUCGGAGGCUAUUACCCAGGAAUCAUUCUUGGCUUUGGAUCUUUCCUAGGAAUUAUUGGAAUCAACCUGGUAGAGAACAGAAGGCAAAUGUUGGUAGCAUCCAUCGUAUUUAUCAGCUUUGGAGUGGUAGCAGCAUUCUGUUGUGCAAUAGUUGAUGGAGUCUUUGCAGCACGACAUAUAGACCCUAGACCCUUGUACACUAGAAGGUGUCAGUUUUAUUCAAGUGGAAUAGGAUUCUUAUACGAUGCCUACCAGACGGAGGUAACGUGUUUCAGCUUAAGCAGCAAGUGCGAGCUGAGAGUAAAGAGCAAUACAUGCUAUUGCUGUGACCUGUACAAUUGUGAAAAUUCAGAACAGUCAACCAGCUACUACGAGUUUCUGGGAGUGAACAGCUGUCAGGAUGUGGUUCACUUGUACCGGCUGCUGUGGGCCUCCACAGUCCUGAACAUCCUUGGAUUGUUUCUUGGGAUAGUCACGGCAGCCAUACUCGGGGCCUUUAAAGACAUGCAGGCACCUCUGUCCCAAAUGGCCUUUAGUUCUGCCCCCCCUCCUCAGAUCUUGUACAAUCCAGCCCAGCAGAUCCUGACAUACGCCGGUUUUUGUCCCUCUGCUGCAGCUCUUCCUGCAUAUUCAGCCUAUCCUUUACCUCUUCAGGAAGCACCUGCACCCCAGGAGAGAUCAGCUGCAAGCUUUAGUCUCCACAGGGUCUUUGAAUCUGAGCACUUCAGAGCUGGCCACUCAACACUUCAGCUGACACCUUUGGAAUGGCAGCCUGCAAGCCAUUUUCCAGCAUCAUCAUCUACGGAUAUUUCUUUAUCUGAUGAUACUCAGCCUCCAUCUCAGUCCAGCUCGAACUAUGGUCUCCCACCCAAUGCCCCGCCACUAUACACACCAACUUAUUUCCUGCCAGAAGAAAAGCCUCCACCGUAUGCACCCUAGAACACAAUUACAUUUUAACUGAUUUUUUUUUUUAAAGACAUCUUUGGAAACGCUGAGCUGCACAGGAAGCAAACUAUUAAGGAAACUAUUCUGUGUUCUAUGAUUGUUCUACUUUUAACCCCAACUCACUGUGAGCUAACCAGAAUCCUGGAAACCUAAGGCAGGCGUGUCACCAGAGGAAGGUAUCGGUCACCACACAGUUUGCAUGUAGUCAAUUGGGACAGUGCUGUCUGGCUAACAUGAGCAUGAUUUUCUCUCUCAGCAUAAUACAUUGUUUCUUCUAGUGAAAAAAAGUCACUAAGAAAAACACUUAGGAUACUUGGUUCCAUUUUCAUAAACCCGUAUAGAGUGAUACUUCUGAAUUAGAACUCUUAUAGUCUGGUGAAUAUACAAGGGGAAUCUGGAUUGGAAGAAAUGAGAUUUUUUUCCCCUAUACUAUUCAGUUAAGAGCCCUUUUUUGGUAAAAAUGUUGUUCCAGUAAAUACUGUGUGACAAUUGUUUGACAAUAAAAUAUGCUGUGUUUGUAUAUUUAUACUGUACCUAAGUCGGUGUACACAUCACAAGAAACUGGAUGAAAAACUCAGAGGUCAAGAUCCCAGUUAGUACUGUCCUAUUCUGAAAAGGUACAAAUAUAAAAUUUUAUUUGAACAGGGCUGUUUUAAUUCUGUUUGAAAUGUUUGAAUUGUGUACCAGUCUAGCUAAUGCUAACAAAGAUAAAAUGUCAUAUCAGUGAGCUAAAGGUGCAAUUUCCAGCUAAGUAUUUAACCUGUAUAUAAUACUUAGUACAGUACUGAACUCUGUAUUUUUCCAUAUACUGUAAAAGGCAGAUGAGAU